AUGCCCCCCAAGGUCGACGUCAACCAUCCAGAAAAUGCGAGGCUUCUCAAGCUCUUCGAGUCGCUCAACCUGAGCGGGAACAGGGCUGUCGAGACCCUCACCAACCCAAAACACGUUGCUGCGCUCGAGAGCGUCAUUGCCGACAACAACCUCACCAGCAAGUCCCUCGACCCGAAAGCAUCAGCACUCAUCAUCUCCGCCUCAACAGCCAAAGAGGCCUCCAAUAAGCCUAAGAGAGACUAUGUCGUAUCACGCAUCGUCGACGGUAGCCUCGCUUCUUCCGAUCAAGUCAACGCGGCAUAUAAGUUCCUCGCUACAACAGAUGGCGAGCCAGACAAGGCUUCCUUUGAUAAGGAAUGUGGUGUUGGCGUCGUCGUUACCCCAGAGCAAUGCCGCUCGGCAGUAGACGACUACAUCGCGUCUCACAGAUCCGAUUUGGAUCCCGUCGAGGGCUGGCCCAAGCUCGGCUCCAUCCUCGCCGGUGUCAAGGCCACACCAGAGAUGCGAUGGGCCAGCGCAGUCGACGUCAAGAGUGCCGUGGACGCAUCCCUUCUUGCCACAUAUGGUCCCAAGAAGGCACCACCGCCUAAGGAAAAGAAGAAGCCGGCAGCUGCUUCCACCUCUGCCGAUGCAAAGAAAGAUGCAGCGCCAGCAGGUCCCGUCGAUCCGGACGCCAUGUUCAAAGAGGGCUUCCUCGCCAACCUUCACAAGCCGGGCGAGAACCCGCAGAUUAAGCCAGAGCUUCGAGAACAGCACCUUGCUGCAACCAAGGGCAUGGUCAUGACGCGUUUCCCACCAGAGCCCAACGGUUUCCUUCACAUCGGACACAGCAAGGCCAUCGCAGUCAACUUUGGCUACGCUCGCUUCAACAACGGUCUUUGCUAUCUGCGAUACGACGACACCAACCCGGAAGCAGAAGAGGAGCAGUACUUUACCAGCAUUCUUGAGACGGUGCGCUGGCUCGGAUUCGAGCCGUUCAAGGUCACUUACUCGAGCGAUUACUUCCAGCAGCUCUACGAGCUCGCCGUCGAGCUCAUCAAGCGCGGCAAGGCCUACGUCGACCAUUCGACCCCCGACGAGAUCAAGGAGCAGCGAGGUGGGCCCGAGCGUGGUCCGCGCAAACCCUCGCGCUACCGCGACCGCCCCAUCCACGAGUCGCUCGACGACUUUGAGGCGAUGAAGAACGGCAAAUACCCACCCGGCAAGGUCACACUCCGCAUGAAGCAGAACCUCGAGAACGGCAACCCGCAGAUGUGGGACCUCAUCGCCUACCGAGUCCUCGAGGCGUCGCACCACCGCACGGGCAAGGACUGGUGCAUUUACCCGACCUACGACUUCACUCACUGUCUGGUCGAUAGCUUCGAGAACAUCAGUCACUCGCUGUGCACCACCGAGUUCAUCCUCUCGCGCGAGUCGUACGAGUGGCUGUGCGAUGCGCUCGAGGUGUACAAGCCGCGUCAGUCGGAGUACGGCCGCUUGGCGUUGCAGGGAACAGUCAUGUCGAAGCGCAAGAUCCUCAAGUUGGUCAAGGAGCGAUACAUUGAGGACUGGGACGAUCCGCGCAUGUUCACGCUCAUUGCGCUUCGACGACGCGGUGUUCCUCCCGGAGCGAUUUUGUCGUUUGUCAGCUCACUCGGCGUUACCACGGCCAAGUCGACGAUCAUGAUCAGCCGAUUCGACCAGGCGGUGCGCCAGUACCUCGAAUUCUCCACCCCGCGACUGAUGAUGGUGCUCAACCCGCUCAAGGUGACCAUCGAGAACCUGCCCGCUGACCACUUCCAGGAGCUCGAAAAGCCGCUCCAUCCCAAAGCGCCCGAGAUGGGCACGAACAAGAUGCCCUUCACGUGCACCGUCUACAUCGACGCCUCUGACUUCCGCGCCGUGGACAGCAAGGACUACUUCCGCCUCGCACCGGGCAAGACCGUUGGCCUGCUCCAAGUGCCCUACCCUAUCACGUGCACGUCGUUCAAGACCAACGACCAGGGCGAGCCGAUCGAGGUGAUCGCCACCUACGGCGAUGCCAGCACGCCCAAGCCCAAGACGUACAUCCAGUGGGUUGCCGAGCAUGCACCGUCGAAGAGCCCAGUGCGCGUGGACGAGACGCGCAUCUUCCAUCAGCUGUUUACGUCCGACGACCCGGCGGCGGAGGAGAACUUCUUGGACCACGUCAACCCGGAUUCGCUCGAGAUUGUGGAAGGCGCCAUGGUCGAGGUUGGUUUCUGGGACGUUGCGCGCCAGUCGAUGGAGCAGGCUCGCCGCGAUGCAGCGGACAGGACCAAGAAGGCCGAGGUCGACGCCGCUAAGGCUCAGAGCGAGACGCAGACCGCAGCGACGGAGGGUGCAGGCGCCGGCGCUCCAGAGCGAACAGCAGACCAGCUGGUUGGCAAGGAGCUGGUGAGGUUCCAGGGCAUGCGCACGGCCUACUUCGCACUCGACAGGCUCAGCGGCGACCUUGGUCUGUUCGGGGACAAGAAGCAGGGUGGCAAGAUCGUCCUCAACAGGAUCGUCAGUCUCAAGGAGGACGCCAAGAAGGAUGACAAGAAGACGAACGCGCCCGUCAAGAAGGGCAAGUGA
Kalmanozyma brasiliensis GHG001 is the source of this 2574-nucleotide messenger RNA. Its product is annotated as Glutamyl/glutaminyl-tRNA synthetase, class Ib, anti-codon binding domain protein. The transcript has 2 exons. The record is from RefSeq and is a predicted model, not a curated record. NCBI's taxonomy places the organism in Eukaryota, Fungi, Basidiomycota, Ustilaginomycetes, Ustilaginales. Gene Ontology annotation, biological process: glutaminyl-tRNA aminoacylation; translation. Gene Ontology annotation, cellular component: cytoplasm; cytosol. The coding region runs from base 1 to 2574 and encodes 857 amino acids. Gene Ontology annotation, molecular function: glutamine-tRNA ligase activity; ATP binding.